Messenger RNA from Aspergillus calidoustus, 1833 nucleotides. NCBI's taxonomy places the organism in Eukaryota, Fungi, Ascomycota, Eurotiomycetes, Eurotiales, Aspergillaceae. The record is from the annotation of a GenBank genome assembly.
AUGGCCUCGGUCACAUCCUUGGAUAAGGACUUGCGCAACCUGCGCCUCUCCCGCUAUACCCCGCAAGCUGCCGCCGAAGUCCGUUCGUGGAUAGAAGAAGUUCUGCGCGAGAGGCUACCAAGUGGUGAUCUCCUGGAUGUUCUCAAAGAUGGUGUCGCGCUCUGCAGGCUUCUCAACCUUGCGGUUUCUCCUGGAGUCAAGUUCAAGCAGUCAUCAAUGCCUUUCGUGCAGAUGGAAAACAUAUCGCAUUUUCUUCGCGCUUGCCAGCUGCCUCCCCUCAGCCUCCCGCCUCACGACGUCUUCCUUACAGUCGAUCUUUACGAAGCCAAGGAUCCCGCUCAAGUUCUCCAGUGUAUCUCGGCUUUCAGUCGAAGAGCGAAUGCCAUUCAGCCGGGCAAAUUCCCUCGUGCGAUUGGCGUCCAAUCUAAAGGUGGAACCUUGAGUCCGUCCUUGACCGGCUCCAGCCAAGGUCCGCAUACUCCGACCAGAUCCCUCGGACUGGGUGAUGCCAACUCUAGCCCCUCUGGCCGCUCAAGCCCUGCAAAGUCCCCUCCGGCAUUCAGCAGCUGGAGUAGGAGAACUGAUGAGCAUGUAACACAACCAGCCUGGAAUAUCCAUCAAUACGGCUACAUGGGCGGUGCUAGCCAAGGAAACCAAGGUGUCGCAUUUGGCGCUCGCCGACAAAUCACUACCGCUUCUCCCCACGUGCCUAGUAUAACCGAGAAGGAGAACCGCCGGCGCGAAGAAGAGGAGAGGCUUCGGCGAGAUCGGGAAGAAGCCGAACGAGUUCAGCAACUAGAACGCGAAGCGGACGAAGCACGAUCUAAACAGGAAGAAGAGCGCCGAUGGGCGGAAGAGACUACCCGCUUGAGAGAAAAAGAACGGAGAGACGCUGAGGAAGAGCGAAGACGAUGGAACGAAGAACAGCGACGGUGGGCAGAGGAGGAGCAGCAACGCCAGCGCGAGGAGAAGGAGGCAGAAGAGAGGCUUGAAAAGGAAAGACUGCGCCGACGAGAAGCCAACGACUCCCGCCUGAACGGCCAGUUCCUCAGUCAGUACCGAGCCAGUCAGCCCGCACCUGCACAGCCCCCGCCGAGCGAAUCGCAGGAAAGGCAGCGCAUCAAACAGUUAGAGCGAGAGCUAGAGCUUGCAAAGGAAAGGGAGCGCGAGUAUGAACAGGAACGUCAAACACUGAAAGAGAAAGAGAGCAAGCCCACCGAGACCAGAAACCGUCCAGUCCCAGUGCCGCCCAAGCCAAGCUAUGACCUAUCGUCGCUCGAGCAGGAACGACGUCUCCAACGUGGUGAAUGGCAGAAGCAUCAAGAUAACGAGCCAGUGUCCGAAGUAGAGACGCCACCACCAAUGCCACCUCGACCCCUCCCUGACCCUACCGCCGUCCACUCACCGAAACCUCAGGCAUCUGAAAGUCGAGUCGACCGUUUCUUAUCAGCAAACCCCGCUCCAGUGGCACCAAAGCCCGCCGCUCAUCGCCCACAAGACUUCACCACUACAGCAGAAGUCGACGCGGAGAACAGUCGCCGGUUGGCUUCACAGCAAAAGACCCGCGCAGGAGGAUGGGCCUCUAAGUCGCUCUUGGAGCGCGAGAUGGAGCGCGAGCGCGAACGUCAAAGGGAGUGGGAAGAGAAUCAGAAGCAGACCCAGGAGGCUGCGACGAGGGGCGCCAAUGACCCGUCACUCACCACGGGGCCUGGAGGUGCCUGGGACGUACACCAGUACGGCUAUAUGGGCGGGGAUAGCCAAAACAGAGGCGGGCCUGGGCUAGGCGUUGGAGGCGCACGGCGCCAGAUUAUCGGCCCUCGGCCGCCACGGUAA